AAGUCUUAUCUUAGAUUGCUCCGGGAAGAAGCGGGAGAGAUGAAUUGAGGGUUUCAUAUCAUCUUAGGCUUAUCCCUCUGUGAGGGCCUUCAAAUUUGCAGAGAAAAAAAUGACGACAAUGAAGGCUUUCUUAACGUGGCUGAUAUUAAUGCAUAUCCUGUAUGCAGGGAAAUCCUCUGAGGCAGACCCUGUUCCUGCUGCUUGGCCAGAGCAGUUCCAUUCCAUUCUGUACAUCAACAAUAGCGGGUCUCUGCAGGUGACUGAUCUGUGGUACGACUGGCCAAAUGGCAGGAAUUUCAACAUAAUUCAGAAGCAGCUUGGAAGGAAACUCUAUGAUUUGGAAUGGAACAAUGGAACUUCCUUUUAUUACUAUCUUGAUAAAAAUGAGUGCAAAAUGAUGCAUUUUGAGGUCGGAAUUCUGAGGCCCAAUUGGCUUGAAGGUGCGCAUUAUGUUGGGGUUCGGUCUGUUGAUGGCUUCCUCUGCAAUGUUUGGGAGAAGGUGGAUUUCAUUCACUACUAUGAAGAUAUUGUUACCAAGAGGCCCGUCCACUGGCUCUUCUACACAGGUAUGUCUGUCCAUGUGAUGACAUUUGAGGUAGGCUCAAAUUUAGAGGAUGUUUAUUGGCAAGCACCCGCUUAUUGUUUUGAGGAGGAGGAUGGAAAGGGUAAAAGAAAUCAUAUAAAGAAAGAAAGUCACCUUGGAAGGAUAUUAGCUGGUCUCAAACAUAUAGCAUUGUUUCAAUAGAUUCUAAUAGAUCCUAUGCCUUGUGGAAAAAAAAAGAGAAAGUUGAAGUAAAGAAUUCUUCUAAUGAUUGUUAUAUGGUAAUUAGUAUUUCACUUUAAUUAAUAAAUAUAAUUUGUUUAAUUUAAUAUAUUAUAUAAAGUAUUAUGGAUUGAGCA
This is a messenger RNA of Cryptomeria japonica (Japanese cedar), 900 nucleotides long. RefSeq lists its product as uncharacterized. The record is from RefSeq and is a predicted model, not a curated record. Lineage: Eukaryota; Viridiplantae; Streptophyta; Pinopsida; Cupressales; Cupressaceae. The transcript has 2 exons. The coding region runs from base 110 to 745 and encodes 211 amino acids.